CAAACAUGAAUGUUGGAGUUGCCCACAGUGAAGUGAAUCCAAAUACCCGUGUAAUGAACAGCCGGGGUGUGUGGCUGACACAUGCGUUGGGAGUUGGCUUGCUUCACAUUGUCUUACUCAGCAUUCCCUUCUUCAGUGUUCCAGUUGCUUGGACCUUAACAAAUAUCAUACAUAAUCUGGGGAUGUAUGUACUUUUGCAUGCAGUGAAAGGAACACCUUUUGAAACUCCUGACCAAGGUAAAGCAAGGCUCCUAACUCAUUGGGAACAACUGGACUAUGGAGUACAGUUUACAUCUUCAUGGAAGUUUUUCACAAUUUCUCCAAUAAUUCUAUAUUUUCUGGCAAGUUUCUAUACGAAGUAUGAUCCAACUCACUUCAUUUUAAACACAGCUUCUCUUCUGAGUGUGCUUAUUCCCAAAUAA
Messenger RNA from Sciurus carolinensis (gray squirrel), 422 nucleotides. Its product is annotated as ORM1-like protein 1. The transcript has a single exon. The record is from RefSeq and is a predicted model, not a curated record. Gene Ontology annotation, cellular component: endoplasmic reticulum membrane. Bases 6 to 422 code for a protein of 138 amino acids. NCBI's taxonomy places the organism in Eukaryota, Metazoa, Chordata, Mammalia, Rodentia, Sciuridae. Gene Ontology annotation, biological process: negative regulation of ceramide biosynthetic process; intracellular sphingolipid homeostasis; ceramide metabolic process.